AUGGACGAGGCCCCAACACCCGCGCCGGGCACCCAGAAACGACCCCGCGUUUCGGAGGAGAACCGCAAGAGAGCGGUGCGCGCCUGCGACGGCUGCCGUCGCGUCAAGGAGAAAUGCGAAGGGGGCGUCCCCUGCCGCCGAUGCCUGCGAUAUCGCCGCCAAUGCGUCUUCACGCACCCCGACCAAGCGGAGAGGCUUGCGCGCUCGUCGUCGAUUUCGCUCCUCGAACGAACCGCCGCACGCAGCCGCCAUGAGAUGCUCGAGGCAGAGAGGAUCCGGUGCAUGGAACGGAUAUUACAGCAUUAUGUACCGAAUAUAUCGUUCGAUGUCCAGUCGCUUCGGAAGACGGCGGAGGAGCUGAAGAGUAAACACCGGGGUUCGGAAUCCGAGGGAGGAGGGCCGUCGGUUGUUCUGGAUAAUGAGGACUUGGAGGAUCUGGCGAUUGAGGAUGAGGACUUUACGAUCAAGGCGCUGCCGGAUAAUACGACGCAAUACUCCGGCGAGUUUUCGUAUCUGAACUUUUCGAUGAAAAUCAAGAAAAAGAUUGAUGAGUGGAUGAAGGCUGAAACCCCGGAGGCUUCCACCGAAGCAGAGCCAUUCGAGGAGCGAUGGCGCGCAACGCAAUUACAGUCUGGUGCUGUGGUGUCAGCUUCAGUUACAAGCCUGCCACCCCGGUUUGUGGCAGACUUCUUGGUUCAGAUGUUCUUCAAGUACGCCCAAACGAAUAACUUCUACGUCGAAGAGGACUGGCUCAAAGACAAACUCAACACCUGCUACGUCAAUCCCGGGAGCCUCGGAAGCAACGACGCUGGUGCGGUAUGCUCUAUCUUGAUGGUCCUCGCGAUUGGAACGCAAUUUGCGCAUAUGGAGUCCUCGGUUCCUGUCAACCGCCUGUCGUCCAACCAGACCGAUCCAGAUGACCAUUUUUCAGAGGACGAGGUCGGCUUGACCUUCUAUCAGUUCGCCUCCAAGUUACUUCCAGAUAUCAUUGCUUCAGCGUCUAUUCGGAGUGUCCAGGCAUGUCUGCUAAUCGGGACAUACCUCCUGCCAUUGGAUACCUCCGGUCUUUGCUACACCUAUUUUGGCCUUGCCUUGAAGAUGGCUAUUCAAAACGGCAUGCAUAGAAAGUACAGCGGCGAAGGGUUGCCGCCUCAUGUGAUUGAGAUUCGAAACAGGUUGUUCUGGACGGCUUAUACCAUUGAGAAACGAGUCAGCAUUCUCCAUGGAAGACCGGUCUCCUUAUCAGAUACAGACGUGGACGCUGCUUUCCCUGUCGAUUUUCCUGGCCUUAUGCCACAAGGCCAGGUUUCCAACCAUACCAACAUGGUAACUCUGAUCACAUUAACCCUCAAACUCGGAGAGGUUUCAAACGAGAUAUGCGCCCUCCGAAAAUCCCCCAAAGACAAACAACAAGACUGCCUUGAAAGGCUCCUCAACCUCCGUAAACACCUCGUCGACUGGUGGAACACUCUCCCCGAAGAAACCGACUGUCGAGACCUAAACCCAACCGGCCCGCUCUUCAGAGCAAACCUCCAUCUCAAGCUAGACUACUGCCUCACGCGGAUCUUCCUCGGCCGUCCAUUCCUCUUCAGCAGCAUGAGAGGCUUCUCCGCCGCGUUCCAAAUCUCACCAAUAAAGAUGCCGAUGUCCUCUGGUGUCUCGAAGAACCGCUCCACGCUCGUCACAGACUGCGUCGAAGCUGCCCUCGAAAUCAUCGACCUUUGCCGGCUGCUCCGAGACGAAACAGGCCUUGCCCGUGCGUCUUUUACAGAAUUUAGUUCAUGCCGCGCCGCGCUCCUGGUUAUCCUCGCGCAGAGCUUGACGAAGCGGACGGAACGACUCCGCGAAGCACUUCAGAAGGGUAUGGCGCUGAUCAAAAUCAUGUCUAUGGGCGUUGGCUCGGCCAGAUCUGCUGUUAGUGUCAUCGAGGCCCUUGAGAGGGCUAUAUCCCGACUUGAAGAGUACAGUGCUUCUCAAGGUACCGGUCAGUCUGGCAGUCACGAAUCCGCCUACGACCGCUUCAAAAACUGGGAGAUGCUUUGGAAGACCGGACCUGUCUCGCCAGAUACUCAGACGACCACACUCACCAACACGCAGGCGAACCCCUUCCGAGGCCAAGGACAGGCGCCAGAACACUACCCGUCCGAUGGCAAUGGAGUCCCCACACACUCGUCGAGCCUUGCACCAGCAAGUCUCCUUACCAGUCAGACCCCUAAUAUACCGAACGCAACAGUACCGCAUCACGAUAUUACCUCGCCGUCAGACUUUUUGACGCCCCAUGCAUUCUCCGCAAUGCCGCAUAUUGGCCUCGAUCAUUUUGUCUCGAAUCUACCGCAGGAGCUCGGCGAGUUCACGGCUAUCCCGUGCUUUGAGACGGAGACACAUACAGGGACCGGGACUGGGGCAGGAACGGGCACCGGGAUCCCCGGGGAUCUGGAUUUGAAGGAGGGGUGGAUGACGUUUUGA
Molecule: messenger RNA, 2466 nt
Organism: Aspergillus mulundensis
Lineage: Eukaryota; Fungi; Ascomycota; Eurotiomycetes; Eurotiales; Aspergillaceae
Product: Zn(II)2Cys6 transcription factor
Exons: 7
Coding region: 1-2466 (821 amino acids)
Biological process (GO): regulation of DNA-templated transcription; DNA-templated transcription
Molecular function (GO): DNA binding; DNA-binding transcription factor activity, RNA polymerase II-specific; zinc ion binding
Source: RefSeq, a predicted model, not a curated record